Messenger RNA from Dictyostelium discoideum AX4, 2418 nucleotides. RefSeq lists its product as hypothetical. Lineage: Eukaryota; Evosea; Eumycetozoa; Dictyosteliales; Dictyosteliaceae. The record is from RefSeq and is a predicted model, not a curated record. The transcript is spliced from 5 exons. The coding region runs from base 1 to 2418 and encodes 805 amino acids.
AUGGUUAAUUUUUUGAAAAAGGGAAAUUUUUUUAUAGUUUGGAUUUCUUUUUUUUUUUUUUUUUUCGCAAAAAUCUUUUUUUAUUUAUAUUUUUUUUUUUUUUUUUUUUUUUUUUUUUUUUUUUCGCACACAAAUUUUUCACAACAAAAAAGAGAAAAUGAAUGGAAAAAAAAUGACAAAUCAUUAAUUUUAGAAGAUAAUAAUAAUAAUAAUAAUAAUAAUAAUAAUAAUAAUAAUAAUAAUAAUAAUAAUAAUAAUAAUAAUAAUAAUAAUAAUAAUAAUAAUAAUAAUAAUUCAAUAAAGACCACCACAACCACAACUACAACGAUAAAUUCUACUUCGCCACUCAUUGAUUUUUUAGUUUUAAAAGUUGAACAAUUAAAAUUACAAUCCCCACCCGUUGAAAGUUAUAAUGAAGUUGUAAGUUCAACAAACACAAAUAAUUAUUUAAUAUCAGGUGGACUUUGUAAUAUUCCAAAAUACUUUGACGCAUUGAAAAUUAAAUCAAUUCAAGAGAAAAACAAAUUAUCAUUAUCAAAUAUAUAUUUAAAAUUAAAUGAAUUAUUUGAAAAUGGAGAGAACUCAAUUUUAAUAACUGGUUCAAUAAUUUGGAAAGAUGAAAAGAAUGGAUUAUUAGGAAUUGAAAUUUUAGAGAUUAGUAAUGUCCAAUCAACAUCAGAUUGUGAUAAUAAAUUUAUUAAAAUUCCAAAUGAACUAAAAUCAAUAUCACAAUAUCGAAUUAAAGCAACAAUUAGUGUUUUUGAAUUUUCAAAAAGUAUGAUUAGAGAUGUUAAUUAUUAUGAUAAAGGUGACUUUAUAAGAGCAAUAAUCCUAUCGAUUAAUACUGAAACAUGUGAUAUCCAAUUAAGUUUUGAUAUUUCAAAAAUUUCAAAUAUAAUUUACUCAAUCUAUUCAAAAAAUAAUAAUAAUAAUAACAAUAACAAUAACAUUAACAAUAACAAUAACAAUAACAAUAACAAUAACAAUAACAAUAACAAUAAUAAUGGUAAUACAAAAGUUUGUGAUAUAAAUGACUAUAAAUUUUUAGGUAAAUUUAACCCUCCUUUUGAAAAUUUCUCAACUACUUCAAAUAAUAAUAAUAAUAAUAAUAAUAUUAAUAAUAAUAAUGAUGAUAAUAAUAAAAACAAUAAUAAUAAUAAUAAUAAUAAUAAUAAUAAUAAUAAUAUUAAUAAUAAUAUUAAUAAAAAUAAUGAUGAGGAAAUUGAUAAUAAUCAAUAUGAUAAAAGUCAAUUUGGAUUUACGAAUAUAGUUAAUAUGUUAGAAAGGGAUCAAUUAUUCUCAAAUCCUUGGUCUUGUGAAUCAUUUUAUAGUUCAUUAAAUUUACUUCAAUUAGAUUCAAUGAUACCUUAUAACUCCGUACCAAAAGAUUUAAAGGAAUCAUUGAGAUCGAAUCAAAAUUUUAUUUGGGCUCAAAGUUCUGUAAAGAAUGGUAUUAAAUAUGCAAAAUCAGGUCAAUAUGAAAAGGCAAUUAAUUAUUAUAAAGAAGCAUUAAAUAUUGAUCGUGAUCAUAAAGAUGCAUAUGUUGCAUUAGGUGCAGUAUAUGCAAAUACAUCACAAUUUGAAAAGGCAAUUUCAAAUUUUAAACAAGCUUUGAAAAUUGAUCCAAACGAUGUAAAUGCUGAUAAAUAUUUUAAAGCAACUUUAGUGAAAAUGAAAGAUUCUGGAUAUUCAGUAGAAGAUUGUUUAAAAUUCAUUGGUCCAACAAGUAAACCUUUUGAUUCUUCUAGUACAAAUAACAAUAAUAAUAAUAAUAAUAAUAAUAAUAAUAAUAAUAAUAAUAAUAAUAAUAAUAAUAAUAAAAAUUUUCAAAAAGAUAAUAGUUAUAGUAAUAAAAAAAAUAAAUACACUGAGGAAGAGUCAUCAUCAUUAUCAUCAUUAUCAUCAUUAUCAUCAUUAUCAUCAUCAUCAUUAUCAUCAUUAUCAUCAUUAUCAUCAUCAUCAUCAUCAUUAAUAAAAAAGGAUAAAUUAAAACAAUUAUUACAAAAGGAACAAGAUAGUACUGAUAGUGAUAGGAAAUAUAGAAAAAAGUCAAAGAAAAGAAAAAAAGAUAAAUAUGAUUAUGAUUCAACUGAUGAAGAUGAGGAUGAAAGAGAUUAUAAAAGAAAAUCAAGAUCAAGAUCAAGGUCAAGAUCAAGGUCAAGAUCAAGAAGUAAACAAAAAUAUCAUUCAAAAGAAAGAGAAAGAAAAAAAAAGAAUAAAGAAAAAGAAAGAAAAUAUAGAGAUAAAAGUAGGAGUUCUAGCAGGGGUAGAGGAAGGGUUAGAUAUAGAAGUAGAACUAGAAGUGGGAGUAGAGAUAGAGAUAGAGAUAGGGAUAGGGACAGAGAUAGAGAUAGAGAUAGAUAUCAUAAAAAUAAUACUAUAGAAAGAAAAAGUAGAAGUAAAGAUAGAAAUAGAUAA